Mercenaria mercenaria is the source of this 1796-nucleotide messenger RNA. Its product is annotated as retinol dehydrogenase 12-like. The transcript has 7 exons. The record is from RefSeq and is a predicted model, not a curated record. NCBI's taxonomy places the organism in Eukaryota, Metazoa, Mollusca, Bivalvia, Venerida, Veneridae. Bases 29 to 1009 code for a protein of 326 amino acids.
UCAAAAAAAAAGGUCAGAAAAGGCAAGCAUGGAGAUGUUUUGGCAGAUUGUUGUUGCAGUAUUCAUAGUGUUACUGUCUGCGUUGGCGAUCCUGAAAGUAUACCUGGACAGCAUCAAAGGAAAAUGUACCAGUUCUACUGAUCUGUCUGGAAAGGUUGCUAUAGUAACAGGGGCCAACACAGGAAUUGGUUACUUCACUGCAUUAGACUUUGCCAGGAGAAAUGCUAGAGUCAUUUUAGCAUGCCGUGACCUUGUGAAAGGUCAGGAAGCAGUAGAGAAGAUCCGAGGACAAACAGGAAAUACAGACAAUGUUGUUAUAAAACUUGAUCUUAGUUUGAUGAAGUCAGUGAGAGAGUUUGCGGAACAGAUAAACAAGCAAGAAGCCAGACUAGAUAUACUUGUGAACAAUGCAGGCAUGGCAGGUUUGCCUUUAACAAAAACAGACGAAGGAUUUGAAGUGAUGUAUGCAACAAACCAUUUUGGACAUUUCCUUCUAACAAACCUUCUUCUUGGUCUAUUGAAGAAGUCGCAGCCAAGUAGAAUAGUUAACGUAUCAUCGAUGGCCCACAGAUGGUCGAAGGGGAUUGACUUUGAUAAUCUAAAGGCGGAGAAAAGCUAUUCCAUAACAGAUACUUACUUCAGCUCCAAACUUGCCAAUAUUCUUUUUACACGUGAGCUAGCCAGAAAAUUAGAAGGAACAGGGGUACAGAUGACAUUGUGUGCUGUUCAUCCCGGCCUUGUUCAGACACAACUUUUGAGACAUUUACCACUACAUUUAAAAGUUCUUGAAGUCAUCAUUACCUACUUUUGGAAGACUGCCGAGGAGGGGGCUCAGACCUCAAUAUAUUGCUCAGUGAGUGAGGACCUGGAAGGAGUAUCAGGGAAGUAUUAUGUUGAUUGCCAGGAAGCCGAGGACCAGAGCUCAGAUUUGAGUAAAGAUAUGGGCCUAGCCAAGAAACUGUGGGAAAUAAGUGAAAAAUACACAGGGCUAGCAGAGCAGGAGAACUGAAUAAAUGCGAAUGCAAUUAAAAUUGCUGAAAAAUUAUCAGCCACUAUUAGUUAACCUCCCACAUCCAGCUUUAUGUGUAGCUUUUAGUCUGGUGAAUAUGAUUAGUGCAGUUGGUUUGUUUGUAAAGUUCAUGUAAAUACAACAGUUUGAUUUCUCGGGAUCAGAAAAUUUCAAAGUGCCUUAUCCAGGUAAAGUUGGAAAGAUACUCUGAAAGUGGAGCUGUUGUGUUGGGUAACAGAGUGAGGGGUAGGGGGUAGAACUGGUUAAGAAUGGACAUCAGUAGACAAAAGUUUCAAAAUACAGUUGGAUCUACAGCCAGAAUUUAAAAACCAGGAACACUUUAUCAUAGCACUGAAGUUUUAUUUAAUAUUUUUUAUGCAACAAGAAAAACGAAUCAAUUAAAAAAAUUCUGGUUAAAAUAUACCCAUGGGAUUAACAAGCACCAAAAUCUUAAAUCACAUCAACGUGACAGUCAAAAGAAAAAGUGGUAUUCUAUUUACUGUGAUACAGUUUUUACCUUUUAACUGUGAUAUAAAAGGACCUCUAUUUUGGGUCUAUUGUAACUUGAAUAUUAUGUUAUAUACAUGUAACAGUUUGACCUUGAAAGCAAAGGUCACAACAACAAGUGACAAUACAGCAAGGAGAAUAUAUAUUUGCAGUAGUCGGACACAGAAUAUCUUGCCUUUAUCACACAGCAGCAUUUAAAAUGGAUAAACAAAUACUUGAAAUGGGUUAAACAGUAAUUCUUAACAAUGCUAGCUAAUAAAAAUGUGUACACAACAGAUAA